AUGAAGAGCCUCAUAUCGGUCGCAGGGGCACUCUGCCUACUCACCCUCUCCCCCCUCGCCUCGGCCCUCAAAUUCGAACUCCAAGCCCACCACGGCCACGAAUCCGCCAAGCAUGAGCGAUGCAUCCGUAACUUCGUCGCGAAGGAGCAGCUGGUCGUCGUCACGGCCAUCGUCAGCGGAUAUCGGGGGGAUGGGCAGACGCUCAAUAUGCACAUCAAAGAUGCGGUUGGGAACGAAUACGGGCGACCGCGCGACGUGGCGGGUGAGAAUCGGUAUGCGUUCACGUCGCAUGCGAACUCGGCGUUCGAUGUAUGUUUCGAGAACGUGCUGUCGGGGAAUGCGCAAUACGGGAUGAGCCCUUCGCGAAUGGUUGAACUCGACAUCGACAUCGGCGCCGACGCGAAAGACUGGUCGCAAGUCCAGGCGCAGGAGAAGCUGAAGCCGCUGGAGAUCGAGCUGCGGCGGAUCGAGGAGACGGUGGGGGAGGUCGUCGGGGAGAUGGAUUACCUCCGCGAGCGCGAGCAGAAGCUGCGAGACACGAACGAAAGCACCAACGAGCGCGUGAAAUGGUUCGGGAUGUGCACGAUCUUCGUGCUGAUCGGGUUCGGAGGGUGGCAGGUUGUCUACUUGCGGUCAUAUUUCAGGUCAAAACAUCUCAUCUAA
Molecule: messenger RNA, 663 nt
Organism: Eremomyces bilateralis CBS 781.70
Lineage: Eukaryota; Fungi; Ascomycota; Dothideomycetes; Eremomycetales; Eremomycetaceae
Product: emp24/gp25L/p24 family/GOLD
Exons: 4
Coding region: 1-663 (220 amino acids)
Biological process (GO): intracellular protein transport; endoplasmic reticulum to Golgi vesicle-mediated transport; Golgi organization
Cellular component (GO): COPII-coated ER to Golgi transport vesicle; Golgi apparatus; endoplasmic reticulum-Golgi intermediate compartment
Source: RefSeq, a predicted model, not a curated record